GACACGGGGCUCGAACUCACCGUGAGAUCAUGACCUGAACCAAAGCCGGACACGUAACCAACUGAGCCACCCAGGCACCCUCCCUCCCUUGGCUCUUUUCUUUUUCAUGUUCCUAAGCAUUCUUGCCCCUUUAAAACCCACUUUAGUUGGUUUCUUCUUCAUUGCUCCCUGAUCUGAACCAGUGUCCCUGUGUGGUUGGUGGUGGAGACAAAAUGUAAUGUGUGCAACCACCUUGUAAAUGGCAAGGUGUUCCUAACAGGUUGCUUGUUAUUCUCUUAUUGUCCCCUCCCCACCAAAUCCCCACCCAGUGGGCUCAUUCUGAGCUCCUUUUGUCAUCCGGACUCUUGCUUCCCUGCCUCCUGUUGUGUCUGUUCAGGAUCUGCUCUCCCAGUUUCCCUUCUCUUUCUCUUCUUCUCACGACCCAUACCUUCUUUUCUCAUUUCCUCACCGCCUUCUUAGGAAAGAGUUAAUUUUGGUUUGCCGAGCACAUUGAAGCUAAGGCAUUAAUGGCUAACAGAUUUGAUGCUAACAUGUUGGGGAAGGUCACGUUUUAACUGGAGACUCCUCAAACUUCAAAAUAGAGCCUCCAGUGAAAUUUUAGGCAGCAUGAGCAGUCAGUGGAGGAGAAAAUGAGCCUUUUCCUGGUGCUUGUGCGUAUGAAGAACUUCUUACUCCACCCAUUCAAGAGUUGGGCCUUAAUGUAAUGUGUACAGGCUACUGAAUAAAAUACCAAACAGGGACAUGAAGGGUCCAGGAAGUUUUGGUUGGGGGAGCCAAACAAGGAUUAGAGCAUCUUUUAAGGAAAAGUUAGGAAAGAAACAGUAUGGUUAAGAAAUAAAGUACAAAGUAUGAGUAUUUUCAAUCACCCCUGGAGCCUCUCUUCUGUUAAUAGCUCCCUGCCUUGGACUCUGGUAAGGAACAGGCAAAUACAGGUUAGGCAAAUAGACACAGGGAGUCAUUGAGCUGGGAGUGAUUCGCAUGCCAAGAGAGAGAUCACAGGGAUCCUCUUUUCAAAUCCUGGGGGACUGGAGGUGUUUGCUGGCAGGUAGGCUUUUGCAUGAAUCCAAGGAGAGAGCUCUCUGGAUCCCUGGUCUCAAUAGGGUGGCUUGGUCAGAGAAGCCGUUUUUCCCUGUGGAUGCGUCCCAGUUUGAUCAGAACCUCCUGGAGAGGAUGCCCUCACCUGCAUUGAUCUUCAUGGUCAUCUUCUUCCUGGAGUCACUGGCUGCAAUGUUGCGGAAUGGCUUCGUGGUUACUGUGCUGGGCAGGGAGUGGGUGCGAUGCCGGAUGCUGCCCGCGAGUGGCAUGAUUGUGGCCUCCUUGGCCGCCUCCCGGUUCUGCCUGCAUGUGGCCAUCCUGAACAACCUCUUCACCUUCUUUGAUUUUCGUUCCAUAAUGGACUAUUUCAGCAUCCUCUGGAGCUUCUUCAAGACUCUGUCUUCCUGGCUCACCGCCUGGCUUGCUGUCUUCUACUGUGUGAAGACCGCCAUCUUCUCCCACCCUGUCUUCUCCUGGCUAAGGUGGAGGAUUUCUCAGUCAGUGCCCAGGCUGCUGCUGGGCUCCCUGCUCAUGGCUGGUCUGGUGGUCGUCUCAUCAACCAUUGGGACUAUAUUUCCUGUGCAGGUGACUGCCUCCCAGAAUUCCCAAGGAAACAGGACCCUGGCUGAUAGACUACAGAGCUAUUGGCACUUUUUUCAUCCUCAUGCAAUGCUUAUGUGGUUGAUCCCGUUCCUUCUGUUCUUGGUGUCCAUGCUUUUGCUCAUGUGCUCCCUGCACCGGCACUUGGGGCAGAUGAGGGAUCAUAGACUGGGUCCAUGUGAUCCCAGCACCCAGGCUCACAUCAUGGCCCUGAAGUCACUUGCCUUCUUCCUUGUCUUCUAUACAUCAUAUUUUCUGUCCCUGAUUGUCAUUACUAUGAAAAUAGCAACCUUCCAGGGUCACUGGCGCUGGGCCUGGGAAGUGGUGACCUACACAGGUAUCUGUCUGCACUCCAGCAUCCUGAUGCUAAGCAGCCCCAAGCUGAGAAAGGCCCUGAGGACCAGGCUUUGGAGAGCUCUGGAAAAAGGCGGGUUUAUCUCAAGUUAUCAGUAUCAAUAACCACUACCAGUGGACAAGCCUGUAAGUGGCUAGAACCCCCAAAGUUUGGGCACUGUCCUUCUCUCUUUUCAUUUCCUUCUUUCUUUCCUGUUCCUUCCAUGCUGCAUUAGCUUUUUUUGUACCCUGUUUUGUUCCUGCACUGCUCCAGGUCCCCAGUUUGGGUCCCAAACCACUGUGGGCUGGGAUGGUGGCCUCAUUGCCUCACAGACCUCUCGUACCUUCUGUAUGAGCAGCCAUAACAGAUUUUUCCAAGCAUCAUUUUGGUCUGUACCUCUUUACAGAGACCUGUAAUGGUUGUUGGUUAUCUCUGUGGUCAACCUGAAGUGUUUUUUAAUGGUGGCAUAGAUUGUCCCACACCAUCCCACACACCACUGCCCUCCUUAUUACUGCUCUGCUGUCAGCUCGGUCUCUCCACUCCAGCCCAGUAAUUUGGCCCAUCUGGAACUUCCUUCUUUCCUUUGUCUGCCAUUCUUGGCCAUUCCCUUCUUUUGUGCCCUGCUUAUGACUGAUUCCACCCAGCUUUUUCAAUGUGGUCCCAUGAAAGGCUGAGGGUGUAUAUGAGUUUUGUGCCAUUCUAGGCCCUGCCCAUGAUUUUGUGUGUUUGCUAAAUGUUGAAUUAAAAGGAAUUGUCUGAUGUGGAAAUGCUUUUAGGUUUUGGCCAACUGAAGACAGAGAAGGAAAACAAAAUAAAUUUGCUGUAGUUCUUAAUUUUGAUAAUCCUGCCUUUCCUCUCUCUUCACCCUGGAGGUGGGUCCUGAAUGCCAGUGCCUAGCAUGGUAGUCUCCACAUUGGGUGUUUGCCUCUCUGAGUUGUGUGCACAAUGAUCCACUGAAUGUGCAGAGAAAAGUGGGGCAACUCUAAUUUGCAUUUACUUUUAUUUCAUCCUUUUAGUUCCUGUUUUUUUGUAUGUGUAUAUUUUAUGAUAUACAGAAUGUAUUAGUAAAGUAGUACAUGCAAGUAAUUAAAUGAAGGCACAUAUGCUUGGAUGCAUGCUCAUAAAGUUUUUUUUGGCUGAUGGAAUUUGCUUUAGAAAUGUAUGGAGACCAAAAAACUAGAAAAGGGUUGGGUAGGGGCAGUGAAGGCAAGAGCAUCAGGGGUGUCUGUCUCUGCCAUCCCUUCUACUCAUCUGGAAGCAUCUGGAAGACUGCCUUUCCCCGUGCAGAGUUCCAGAACUUUACUGAAGUCUUGGGUGGGGAGGGAAUGGUGGUGCAACUCCUAUGUCCCGUAACAUGUUCACAGCCCUUUGAGUUAGGCCAGGUCUCGUGGGCUUAUCUCAGGACUUCUUGAUUGGUUGAUGUUCUUAAUCUCCCUCUCCUAGCUUUUAGCUCUGAAGAGUCCCCCAAACACUUGGUGGCUCCCAUCUUGACCAAAAACACAACCCAGUAGCUCAUCCUGACUUUUGAGGGUUUCUGUGAACUCUUCCCGGCCUGCCUUUUCAUCCUGGUAGGCCACCAUUCCCUUAGCCAUAGUCAGACUUACCAGAUUAUUCCUGAGACAUAACGGUAGCUCUACCUCCUUCACUGAGUCGCAUCUCCUUUACAACAUAUGAGACGGCGUCUUUGUUGUCCCGCAGUGAAGCCUCUGCUGCUGCUGCUGCUGCUGAGCUCUUCGAAUUCUUGGGGUGGGAAUAGGAGGCCGUGUAACAUUUCCAACUGCAGCCUGGGAAUCCUCCCUUUUCAUCCCUGUCAGAGAGAGUCCUGAGGUACGUGUUUCCCACGUAGAGAAUGUACUCGGGAUUCCUGCCCGUACCACCCCCAUGAUGACACACAAAAAGACCAGCUGUGAAAACUUGCAAAUUCUCAGAUUUGGCUUCCACCUUAGAAGAUAAAUUUGAAUGUGGGAAAAUAAAUUGCAACGAAUGAAACCAAAAAGCACAAACAACAAAAGAAUCACCAUAAAACACUUUGCAUAUUUAUAUACAAACAAUUAUUUACCCAUUUGGAUUAACUUAAUCUGCAAUAAGAUGUGGCCAGUUAGUGUUGUGGUUGAUGACUGGUACGUGAAAACACUUUGAGGGCAGGUGCCUAGUUUACUGUUGUGGCUCCAGUGCCUUUCACAGGGUCCUUAUGACAUAGGAGAUGCCUCAUGAAUUGUUGUCAAGUGAAUUGAAGGUUAGCACACGUCCUUCCCAUAGUAUAAGCUAUCGAAGAUGGAGGUGGUGGGUGGGAAGGAUGAGAUUCCAUACUGAGAGGUUUGUGGCUGGCCAGACUCUGGAGCUGUGAACUCAAAGUUUGCCCCAUUGCUCCAAGGUCCAAUAGGCAAUGGCCAAAUGUCAGCCAGGGGAAUAAGGCUAACGAAGAGAGCAGAUGGUCCAAGAUUUGGUGCUCUGACCUCUGCUGCAUCCCUGAUGCUCUCCUGACCUCUCCUUGGACUACUUGUCCCUCCACAGGAUGGAUGGAAUGACAGGUAGUUAUUGUAAUAACAGUUGUCAUCAUCACCCUAAUUCUGUCUUGUGCUGGUGCAGAUUUAUAGUAGAGAGAUAUAUCCACAUGUAUUUGUGGUCCAUAUAUUUUUUUUUAAAUUUUUUUUCAACGUUUUUUAUUUAUUUUUGGGACAGAGAGAGACAGAGCAUGAACGGGGGAGGGGCAGAGAGAGAGG
This is a messenger RNA of Felis catus (domestic cat), 4692 nucleotides long. Its product is annotated as taste receptor type 2 member 143-like. NCBI's taxonomy places the organism in Eukaryota, Metazoa, Chordata, Mammalia, Carnivora, Felidae. Gene Ontology annotation, cellular component: membrane. The record is from RefSeq and is a predicted model, not a curated record. Gene Ontology annotation, biological process: G protein-coupled receptor signaling pathway; detection of chemical stimulus involved in sensory perception of bitter taste; sensory perception of taste. Gene Ontology annotation, molecular function: G protein-coupled receptor activity; bitter taste receptor activity.